This is a messenger RNA of Knipowitschia caucasica, 219 nucleotides long. The record is from the annotation of a GenBank genome assembly. NCBI's taxonomy places the organism in Eukaryota, Metazoa, Chordata, Actinopteri, Gobiiformes, Gobiidae.
AUGAACACUGACAACACUGACGAUAACAUGAACUCUGACAACACUGACGAUAACAUGAACUCUGACAACACUGACGAUAACAUGAACUCUGACAACACUGACGAUAACAUGAACACUGACAACACUGACGAUAACAUGAACUCUGACAACACUGACGAUAACAUGAACUCUGACAACACUGACGAUAACAUGAACACUGACAACACUGACUACAACUGA